AUCCCGCAGCCCGACGCCCCCGAGGGGCUCCCGGUGACGUCCCCGCGCGGAGCUGGACCGGCGGCGGCCGCCGAAGCAUGUAGAAGGGGUACGGCGCGAGCCCCCCACGGUUUCGCGGUGAGCUGGUACCGCGGCUGAGCUCAAGAUGCCGUUGGUGAAAAGAAACAUUGACCCUCGGCACCUGUGCCACACAGCACUGCCCAGGGGCAUUAAGAACGAGCUGGAAUGUGUAACCAACAUUUCCCUGGCAAAUAUAAUUAGACAACUGAGUAGCCUAAGUAAGUAUGCUGAAGACAUAUUUGGAGAACUAUUCAAUGAAGCACACAGUUUCUCCUUCAGAGUUAACUCAUUGCAAGAACGCGUGGACCGAUUGUCUGUUAGUGUCACACAGCUUGAUCCUAAGGAGGAAGAACUGUCUUUGCAAGAUAUAACGAUGAGAAAGGCUUUCCGGAGCUCUACAAUUCAAGAUCAGCAGCUUUUCGACCGCAAGACUUUGCCUAUCCCAUUGCAAGAAACAUAUGAUGUGUGCGAGCAACCUCCGCCUCUCAAUAUCCUCACUCCCUACAGGGACGAUGGUAAGGAGGGGCUCAAGUUUUACACCAAUCCUUCAUAUUUCUUUGAUCUAUGGAAAGAAAAGAUGUUGCAAGAUACAGAGGAUAAGAGGAAGGAGAAGAGAAAGCAGAAGCAGAAAAAUCUAGACCGUCCUCAUGAACCAGAGAAAGUGCCAAGAGCGCCUCAUGACAGGCGGCGGGAAUGGCAGAAGCUGGCCCAAGGUCCAGAGCUGGCCGAAGAUGAUGCUGAUCUCCUACACAAGCAUAUUGAAGUUGCUAAUGGCCCAGCCUCUCACUUUGAGACAAGGCCACAGACCUACGUGGACCACAUGGAUGGAUCGUACUCGCUCUCUGCCUUACCCUUCAGUCAGAUGAGUGAGCUUCUCACCAGGGCUGAGGAAAGGGUGUUAGUCAGACCCCAUGAACCACCGCCACCUCCACCAAUGCAUGGAGCAGGAGAUGCUAAGCCCACACCCACCUGUAUCAGUUCUGCUACAGGUCUGAUAGAAAAUCGCCCCCAGUCCCCAGCUGCAGGCAGAACACCCGUGUUCGUGAGCCCCACUCCCCCACCUCCUCCACCACCUCUUCCAUCUGCCUUGUCAACUUCUUCACUAAGAGCGUCAAUGACCUCAACACCUCCCCCACCCGUGCCUCCCCCGCCGCCUCCCCCAGCCACUGCUUUGCAGGCCCCAGCAGUGCCCCCACCCCCGGCUCCUCUUCAGAUUGCCCCUGGUGUUCUUCACCCAGCUCCUCCUCCAAUUGCUCCUCCUCUAGUCCAGCCCUCUCCCCCAGUAGCCAGAGCUGCCCCAGUAUGUGAGACUGUACCAGUUCACCCACUCCCACAAGGCGAGGUGCAGGGGCUGCCUCCACCCCCACCACCGCCUCCUCUACCUCCACCUGGCAUUCGGCCAUCAUCUCCUGUCACAGUUGCAGCUCUUGCUCAUCCUCCCUCUGGGCUCCAUCCAACUCCAUCUACUGCCCCAGGUCCCCAUGCUCCAUUAAUGCCUCCAUCUCCUCCAUCACAAGUCCUACCUGCCUCUGAGCCAAAGCGCCAUCCGUCCACCCUGCCUGUAAUCAGUGACGCAAGGAGUGUGCUGCUGGAAGCCAUCCGGAAAGGUAUUCAGCUUCGCAAAGUGGAAGAGCAGCGUGAACAGGAAGCUAAGCAUGAGCGGAUUGAAAACGACGUUGCCACCAUCCUGUCUCGCCGCAUUGCUGUGGAGUACAGUGACUCGGAAGAUGACUCAGAGUUCGAUGAAGUAGACUGGCUGGAGUAAGCCAGCCGCCUUGCUCUGUACUGCAAGGUUGGAUGCACAUGUCCCUCGUGGCGCUUGUUCUUUGAAAAUGUUCGGUCAUUCUGGUGUUUUGCUUCCUAUUCCUCAUAAUGAAUAACCCUUUUCCUCCAUAAUUUUUGAUUUCUAUGAAAAGUAUUAGCAUAUAUUUCAAACUAAAUAUUUUACAGUGGCUUAUCUUAGUUCCCCCCCCCCCGGGAAAAUAUAAUUUGGUCCAAUAAACUACUAAGUAUUAAGCAUGGACAGCCAUUAUUAGAGUAGCAGAUUCAGUUUUUGAUAUACCUUAAUUGUGCACUUUGUGAUUUUUUUUUUUUUUUAAAUUUGAAGAAUGCAGCUGAGAAUGGAAUCUUGAAGGCAGCUCUGUCUGAGAAUGAGCCUUAUCCCGUUUCUUGAUGUUUUAAAUGAAGAAACACUGCCUCGAUUAUACGAAUACACUCGGAAAGAACAUGUAGCUUGUAGUGUCGAAUUCUCUUAAAGGAAUGGUUAGCUUUUGUUAUCAUCUUCUUGUUUUUAAAUACUUGCCUUAUUUGAACGUUUAGCUGAACCCCCUUCCCACUUAUAUAUUGUGUGGUACAGUUUUGCUUGCCUAUAGAAGUUUAAAUUUUUCCAUGUGAAAUACUCAGAGUAAGCACCCGUGUAACUUACAUAAUGUGAGAACUACAAUCUGAUGUAAUAAACGGUUCAUUUUAAAGGC
This is a messenger RNA of Mastomys coucha (southern multimammate mouse), 2534 nucleotides long. It is a transcript of the gene Wasf1, whose product is annotated as WASP family member 1. Bases 146 to 1825 code for a protein of 559 amino acids. Gene Ontology annotation, cellular component: cytoskeleton. Gene Ontology annotation, biological process: actin cytoskeleton organization; positive regulation of Arp2/3 complex-mediated actin nucleation. Gene Ontology annotation, molecular function: actin binding; Arp2/3 complex binding; protein kinase A regulatory subunit binding. NCBI's taxonomy places the organism in Eukaryota, Metazoa, Chordata, Mammalia, Rodentia, Muridae. The record is from RefSeq and is a predicted model, not a curated record. The transcript is spliced from 9 exons.